CCCCGCCGCGGAAAGUUAAGUUUGGAGAGGGGGGACGAGGGGAACAUGGACAUGAAGAGGAGGAUCCACCUGGAGCUGAGGAACCGGACCCCGGUAGCCGUUCGAGAACUUGUCUUGGACAAUUGCAAAGCAAUGGAUGGAAAAAUUGAGGGGUUAACAGAUGAAUUUGUGAACUUAGAGUUCCUCAGUUUAAUAAGUGUAGGCUUGUUUUCAGUUUCAGACCUCCCGAAGCUACCUAAAUUGAAAAAGCUUGAGCUCAGUGAAAAUAGAAUCUUCGGAGGUCUGGACAGACUAGCAGAAGAACUUCCAAGCCUCACACAUCUGAACCUAAGUGGAAAUAACCUGAAAGACAUCAGCACCUUGGAGCCGUUGAAAAGGUUGGAUUGUCUGAAAAGACUGGAUCUGUUUUGCUGUGAGGUCACUAACCGGAGUGAUUACCGAGAAACUGUCUUCAGGCUUCUGCCCCAGCUGUCCUAUCUGGAUGGCUAUGACCGAGAGGACCAGGAAGCACCUGACUCUGAUGUGGAGGUGGAUAGUGUAGAGGAAGCCCCCGACUCGGAUGGAGAGGUGGAUGGUGUGGACAAAGAGGAAGAGGAUGAAGAAGGAGAGGAGGAAGAGGAAGAGGAAGAUUAGGAUGGUGAGGAAGAGGAAGAUGAAGAUGAAGAGGAUGAGGAUGAAGAUGAGGAUGUAGAAGGAGAAGAUGAUGAAGAUGAAGUGAGCGGGGAGGAAGAAGAAUUUGGACAUGAUGGGGAAGUUGAUGAAGAUGAAGAAGAUAAGGAUGAAGAUGAGGAUGAAGAGGAGGAAGAAAGUGGGAAGGGUGAAAAGAGAAAGAGAGAAACAGAUGACGAAGGAGAAGAUGAUUAAGACCCGAAACAACCUGCAAGAAACAGAACUGUUGAGUAUUGGUUGGACUGCUCAUGGAUUUGNUAGCUGUUUUAAAAAGGUAGCUGUGAUACAAGCCCCAGGACACCCCCGCCCAAAGAGCCAAAGAAUAGUUCCCGCGACAUUCCGCCUUCCUCCGUUAGCCCCUUGGUAAUCCACCACCAAGCCUGGGGACUUCGCCCCAACAAAAUUGUAAACGUUGUUAGGUUUUCGUGUAAGACUCUUGCUGUAUCGUGACAGCUGUGAUUGGUGAGUUACCGUCCUGGCUGCCAGUUACACUGCGAUUGUAACAACAUUUUUACUUUCUGUACAACAAGGAAAAGCUUUGUAAAUAAAAUCUUAAC
This is a messenger RNA of Mus pahari (shrew mouse), 1226 nucleotides long. Its product is annotated as acidic leucine-rich nuclear phosphoprotein 32 family member B-like. Gene Ontology annotation, biological process: regulation of apoptotic process. The transcript has a single exon. Lineage: Eukaryota; Metazoa; Chordata; Mammalia; Rodentia; Muridae. Gene Ontology annotation, cellular component: nucleus. Gene Ontology annotation, molecular function: histone binding. The record is from RefSeq and is a predicted model, not a curated record.